CAAAAUAUCUAUUCGAUAUUGUUUUCAUUGAUUCCAUCCAGUCAAGAUGGAAACACUCGUGCCUCUACUGCUGAUCCUUACCUCGGUUUGUUGCUUCGCGCAGGACCUAAGAUGCAUUUCGGAGUCGCCUUACUUCAUACCGGAACUCCAGGCUAACUGGUUCAAAGCGACAGAAUACUGCAACUCGAUGGGAAUGCGACUGGCGGUGAUCACCAGCGAAGAAGCUAACAAGAAAGCAAUCCUCACGAUACAGUCCGCGAACAAGUUCAAUCCGACGUCCACCGAAAUCUGGAUUGGUGGAAGUGACCUCGCGAAGGAGGGAGAGUAUAUCUGGCAGCCUACUGGGAAGCGAUUCGAGUACAACUUCUGGGCGAAGGGUGAGCCGAAUAAUUCAGGGGGCGUUGAAAAUUGUGCUCAAAUUCGAUAUGUUAGCGCAGCCGUUGGUUGGCAUUGGAAUGAUAAAAACUGUGACCUCGAGCGAUAUUUUAUCUGCGAGAACGCGGAACCGAAGCGCGUCGUCGUAGUGUUCUGAGUUAAGUUGAACUAAGUUCAAAGUGGUUGCUCUCUGACUAACGCGUAGACAGUUGUUUGCUAGAUCCACUCGAAGCAGUGUGUCGUGAACGAACAGAAGACUUUUUACGAUUACUCUUGCGUUUAACA
This is a messenger RNA of Topomyia yanbarensis, 660 nucleotides long. RefSeq names its product lectin-like. Gene Ontology annotation, molecular function: carbohydrate binding. The coding region runs from base 47 to 532 and encodes 161 amino acids. The record is from RefSeq and is a predicted model, not a curated record. Gene Ontology annotation, cellular component: external side of plasma membrane. Gene Ontology annotation, biological process: biological process involved in interspecies interaction between organisms. The transcript has 2 exons. Lineage: Eukaryota; Metazoa; Arthropoda; Insecta; Diptera; Culicidae.